Chenopodium quinoa (quinoa) is the source of this 426-nucleotide messenger RNA. RefSeq lists its product as uncharacterized. Lineage: Eukaryota; Viridiplantae; Streptophyta; Magnoliopsida; Caryophyllales; Amaranthaceae. The transcript has a single exon. The record is from RefSeq and is a predicted model, not a curated record. Bases 1 to 426 code for a protein of 141 amino acids.
AUGCGUCGCGCGUUGAUUGCAAAGUGGAAGUAUGGGUUUGUGGAUGGCUCGAUGAAGAAGCCUGCUGCCGAUUUUCCACAAAGGAAGCACUGGAAAGCAGUCAACUCGAUGCUUGUCUCUUGGAUCAGUAAUACGCUAGACGAAUCUUUGCGUUCUACCAUCGAGGAUUAUGACUAUGUUAGCGAGUUAUGGGUACACUUACAACAGCGAUAUUGUGUUGUUAGUGGUACUAGAGUGUGUCAAUUGAAGAACUCUUUGGGUGAGUGCAAGCAAACGUCCACGGAGUCGGUGACGGAAUAUUUUGGACGAUUAUCCAAAAUAUGGACAGAGUUGCUGCAAUAUUCUCGAAUUCCGAAGUGUUCUUGUGGGCAGUGUACGUGUAAUAUUGCGAAGCAAGUAGGUGAUAUUCGGGAUGAAGAUUACUAA